This is a messenger RNA of Triticum turgidum subsp. durum (durum wheat), 459 nucleotides long. NCBI's taxonomy places the organism in Eukaryota, Viridiplantae, Streptophyta, Magnoliopsida, Poales, Poaceae. The record is from the annotation of a GenBank genome assembly.
AUGGCAAGCCUCGUCGCCACUCUCCUGCACCUCUUCUCCCUCUUGGUCGUCGCCGCCGCAAAGGCCAUCCGCCGCCUCAUCGGGUGGGCACGUCCGGUGUCCUCCUGCCCGCCGGUGCAGGAAUGCUGGGAGGCAGAGGUGUGCUCCACGGUGCUACCCGUGACGCGGUGCGGUGAGCAGCGUGGAGCGGGGCGCGAACGCUGCGUGAUCUGCCUGGGCGGCAUGGAGGAGGGCGACGAGGCGAGGGUGCUCAGGUGCCAGCAUCUGUUCCACCGCUGCUGCCUCGACUGGUGGCUGGCUGCGCGGCCGGGGGCGACGUGCCCGCUCUGCCGUGGCAAGCUCCUCACGGUCACAGCUGCCAAGCACGCCGGGGAAGAGGAGGAGAGGAGCAUCGAGGGGAUGUGCAUGGUCAUGCUCAUGGCCUACGUGCAUAGCCGUACUUCGGUUCCGGCGGUUUAA